GGUUUUUUGUUCUUUAUGAUUUGUGGAGGGAAGAGAAAUGAACACUAACUAAUUGUCCGUUUGAUCUGUUAUUGAUUUUUGUUUUUAGCUCAGCUUAAAGUCAUUAUAUUUGCUGAUUAUGUUCAUUUAUUGUCUCUUGUUGAUGUGGUAUUGGUUCAUGGAGGAUAAGAAAGUAUAAUCUCAAGAUUUUGAAUCAGCUUAAAGUGAUUAACUUUGCUGUUUCUCUUCAAUUUUGUUGGCCCUAUGUUCUGUUUUUUUUUUCUUGAAAAUUUUAAAGCAAAAGGUAUGAUUUUUUUUCAUGGAGGAUAAGAAGGUUCAAUCUUAUGAUUGUGACUUUGUUAUGAUCUAAGAAUCGUUUCUAUUCACUGGUCAAGCUAUUUUCUAUUCGAUUUGGUUGUCUGUAAGAUUCUUGUUCCUUCAGGAGGGUGUCAAUUUUGAUGAUAAGGGGUUGAUUGAUUGAAUGAUAAAAUGUGCUCAUAAUGACUCUAAUCCUUUGAUUGUCUCUGUGGUUUACCAAAAGCCAUAUUGCUUUUUUUUUAGUUCUUUUCCCAAUUGGGACGUUUCCCAGUUGCUUGCAUUUGAUUCCAAUAUCUUAUUUUGUGGUCCACUAUUUUGAUUUUGAUGCAUCUGUCAUUUCCAUGAUAGCUUCCUGGCUGAAACAAGUUUUUGUUUUGGAUAAGAAUCUAAGCAUUUUCUUCUUGUUCCUUUCUAGUCUUUCCUCUUGUGUUAAUAUUUGUUAAAGUAAAUAGCUUAGAUUUUUCUUUUAUGAUCCAACACAAAACCAAAAGUGAAGAAUAUUCUUUGAGAAUGUUUUUUUUUUGAAAGGAAGAAAAAAUCAAUUAUGGCAAGGGAAUUAAUCAACAGUUCUUUAGAUUCAUUUUGUGUGUAUAUAAGUUACUGAUAGACAGGAACCGAUGAACAACCCUGUACCUUGUCAAGUGUUUCCUCUGGCUUCUGGUGGCACUUCUUCUGGAUACUGCAAUGGCACGUACGUUUCAGCUCAAGAAAGAAGCUCCUCCCAGACCAGACAAUCCGUGGAAACGCAAUCAUUGCCGGUGACUAAUCAACCUCAAGAGCAGAGAGAUAUGAGCUGGCCUGAGGACCAGCUUCAGGGGUUCUUUGACUUUCCUCCACAAGGAGAGAGCAGCAGCAGAGCUAAAAGUGAAUGGCCAGACUGGGCCAAUCAGAUGAUCUCUGUCGAUGAUGGUCUGGAACCUAAUUGGUCGGAGCUUCUAGGUGAUCCUAAUGUCCUCAACCAAGAUUCAAAGAUACCAACACCCUCUUGUGAUAUAGCUAGGCAAGAGAUAGUAGUCAGUACUCAGCAUCAGGUGGAUUCAUCGAGUGCCAAAAGCCCACAAGCUAGUUCAAUGACGUCUAAGCAACGAAUGCGUUGGACACCUGAACUCCAUGAAGCGUUUGUUGAUGCUAUCAAUCAGCUCGGCGGUAGUGAACGAGCCACACCUAAGGCUGUACUGAAGCUCAUCAAUAGCCCGGGGCUGACUAUUUACCAUGUCAAAAGCCAUUUGCAGAAAUACAGAACGGCUAGGUAUAAACCGGAGAUUUCAAUAGAUACAGAAAAACCUCCACUGAAGACUUUGAAGACCAUUGAAGAUAUCAAAUCUCUUGACUUGAAGACGAGCAUUGAGAUCACUGAAGCUCUACGGUUACAGAUGGAAGUUCAGAAAAAACUCCAUGAGCAACUUGAGGUCCAAAGAACGUUACAGUUACAAAUUGAGGAACAAGGUCGGUAUCUCCAGAUGAUGAUUGAGAAACAACAACAGAAGAUGCAAGAGAAGAAAAUUGGUUCUUCUUCUGGCACAUCAUCAAUGCCAGAAGCUGACACUUCUUCAGCUCCAUCACCAAACCUUUCACAAGCAUCAGUAACUGAGAGACUGCAGAGUGGUGGUUCUAGCACAUUGGAUCAGAGCGGAUAUCCUUCUGGGGCUACUAAGAAACGAGUUAGAGAAGAUUAAAGACAUAUCCUGGCUGCAGAAAUUGGAAGUUAUGACACUGACCUAGUGACUUUGGACUUGAACUUUCUUUUUGUAUAGGAGACAUGUUUCUCUUGGAACUAAAGUUAGGUUUUGUAAUUGCAUUUACAAAAACGUGUUCAUUGCU
Brassica rapa (field mustard) is the source of this 2118-nucleotide messenger RNA. Its product is annotated as myb family transcription factor PHL13. The record is from RefSeq and is a predicted model, not a curated record. Gene Ontology annotation, molecular function: DNA-binding transcription factor activity; DNA binding. Lineage: Eukaryota; Viridiplantae; Streptophyta; Magnoliopsida; Brassicales; Brassicaceae.